AUGCUGCAAAAGCUCACAGAGUGUCACCGGCCGCUGCAGGUAGGUCUCAGGGAGCUCUUCAGCGAAAAUACGGUCGCCAAGAUUAUUCGGACUGCGUCACAGGAGCUCCAUAAAAACGAUCCUCCAACGCGCUAUCCGGAAACUGUCCCACAGUCUGGCCACGAAAUGGGAAACUACCAGUCUCGUAUAAUUGAUUUCUGGACAAGCGGCUUUCUUCCCGGAAGUGUUUACUCGUUGUUGGAGAGAGCGAUCAAAUACCCGCAGUCGCUGGAGCUGAACGGCCACAUCGCUGUCUCCAACCUGCGGAAUGUUCUCCAACAGUUGGGCCGCAGCUGGUCGCAGCCGCUGCGAAGCCAAGCACUAAGGACCGACACACACGAUUUGGGUUUCAUGAUUAUGCCACAUAUGAGACCGCGAUGGGAACUCUUCCACGACACCCAGGCACUCGAGGCGAUCAUUUCAGCAGCAGAGGGUCUGUACUCUAGGUUUCUCCCUGUUGUCGGUGCGGUCCGAUCUUGGGACGACCUUGACUGGCUGACAGACAUGGCCGUCGCAUCGAAAGAUAAUGACUUUUUAGUCAUCAUUGACUCCAUGUGUAACAUGGAGCUCUUGUUCUACGCAAGCGCGCAAUCAGGACAGACUCGAUUUGCCGCCGCUGCCGUGCAGCAUUCGCGGACUUUGCUCACAUCGCACCUAAGAGCCGAAAUUCAUACCAGGCCAGGGUACGACAGGACACUUUACAGCACCAAUCACCUCGUCAACUUUUGUCCUCACACUGGAGCCAUCAAACAGACGAACACAGCCCAAGGCUACAGCAAAAGCUCCACUUGGUCACGCGGUCAAGCCUGGGCGAUUCUUGGAUAUGCCCAGGCCUACCAGUAUUCCAAGGAACCCGAAUUCCUCGACGCUGCCUGUGGACUAUCAGAGUACUUCAUGCUGAGACUAGAAAACGCUCAGGCAAGCGUUGCGCGCGAGAUUGAGGGCGGCGGAACGCAGGGUAGAUAUGUGCCGCUUUGGGAUUUUGAUGCGCCCGUGGACUCGCAGUUUCCGCUGCGUGAUUCCUCGGCGGGCAUGAUUGCGGCCAACGGCAUGCUGAUCCUCUCAAUGACCUUAAACGGGCUGGGUAAAUCGUCGCUGGCAACUAGGUAUCUGGAAGCUGCGAUGGCAAUUGUCAAGGAUACCAUCAGCUUUUCGCUCGCGAAGGAAAAGGCUUGCAUCGCAGAGAACUGCAGCGCGUCUCUUGAGAUCGUGGAUUCUGAGCCUGAUAACCAUUUUGACGCCAUUCUCAAGCACGCUACUGUCUGUAACAACCCGUCCAGCAGCUCGAAGAGUAGGUCAUGGAACCAGGGACUAGUAUAUGGUGAUUACUACUUUGUCGAAUUCGGGACAAGUCUUUUACGGUACGGAUUAACGUAG
Messenger RNA from Akanthomyces muscarius, 1416 nucleotides. RefSeq lists its product as uncharacterized. The coding region runs from base 1 to 1416 and encodes 471 amino acids. The transcript has 2 exons. Gene Ontology annotation, molecular function: chondroitin hydrolase activity. The record is from RefSeq and is a predicted model, not a curated record. Lineage: Eukaryota; Fungi; Ascomycota; Sordariomycetes; Hypocreales; Cordycipitaceae. Gene Ontology annotation, biological process: polysaccharide catabolic process.